This is a messenger RNA of Serpula lacrymans var. lacrymans S7.9, 381 nucleotides long. RefSeq lists its product as uncharacterized. The record is from RefSeq and is a predicted model, not a curated record. Bases 1 to 381 code for a protein of 126 amino acids. Lineage: Eukaryota; Fungi; Basidiomycota; Agaricomycetes; Boletales; Serpulaceae. The transcript has 2 exons.
AUGGGACAACAAUUCCGCAUUGAGUAUUGGAGCGACUUUGUUCAUGGAACACUUACAGAAAGAAUCCCUAGAACGACACUUGAGGAAGAACUGCAAGAAUGUAGAGAGAGAAGUGGUCAAAGCCUUCCUACGGUUAGGGGGCCAGACACCACCACAACAGGACAUCCAUUUCCAGGGCGCCACCACCCACAUUCACCGCCCCAGCCUCAACCAGCAUCUUGCCCAUCAUCCCCAGAUCUCAUUCUACCCGCGCCUGCUCCACCAUCCCCAGCACAUUCCUCCACAACCGACUCAAUAAUCUCUGUAGCCAACGUAGUAGAAGAAUUGCAGGACAUAUUGAUUCCUAUGCAACCAGCGAUGCCCCUCCCCCAACUCCCUUAA